This is a messenger RNA of Microthlaspi erraticum, 858 nucleotides long. NCBI's taxonomy places the organism in Eukaryota, Viridiplantae, Streptophyta, Magnoliopsida, Brassicales, Brassicaceae. The record is from the annotation of a GenBank genome assembly.
AUGGAAAAUCUGAAGUCUUAUGGUGCUGGUGGCAAGAAACCAAAAGGCCCCAAACCAAACUCGAAUGUUGGGACAGCAAAAGACAGUGUGUUGACGAAGUUGGACGAAGAGUUUCCUAAGGAUAGCCCAAGUGGAACUAAAAUCUAUAGAAAAUCCUGGCUUGCUGUGCUUAGGGAGGUUAUUAAUCAGGGAAAUCGGGACAUCUGUUGGACGAUAUCUUCAAGCGAAUGCUUAUCUGCUCGUCUUCGUAUCCUUAAGAAAAUUGAGGCGCCAAUAUCAGCUCUCCACCUCUUAGUGGCUCUCACUGACAGAGUAGAUUCCAGUGGUGCACUUGUCGAUUUUCGUCAUUUGCAGAAGUUCUUGAAGGAAUAUGGCGCCAUCAAAGAGGAAAAGUGCAACUGUACUCAACCAUUGUUUGGAUCUAUGAAAGGCAAAGCUAAACCCAAGAUGCCCACACUGUGUACCGAAAAAAGAAAGCCUAAACGCACAUAUAAAGUGAAAGAUUUAAUCAUCUUGGAAAAAGUCGAUGAAAACCAACUCAUAUCUUUGGUCAACGAAGAUCCUGUGGCGGUCAGUUUAGACUUAUACGAAGAGUUUGAAAACUUUGAAGGGGAUGGAAUUUAUAAAGGUCCUAAAAAGAGUAACAAAAAGGUGGCGAAGCAUAUGGUUUUAUGUUACGGCUACGGAACAGUCAAUGGAGUACACUAUUGGGAAGUCCAGAAUUCUGCCGGAACUAGCUGGGGAAAUGGUGGCUUUGGCAAGGUGAUCCGACAGGUCAGCCGCGAGAAAGGAGAACCAUCGUUGUUUACGCUCAUUGUCUAUCCUGAGCUUCUCGAACAUUAUGAAGAUGAAGAAUAG